AUGGAUGCCCCAUCUCCCGCGCCGGCGCGAGAGCUCUCCAGGGAGGCACAAUGUUUUAAUCUCGCUGAGAUGGAUCGUGCCCCAAGAAGCGAGAACAAAGUGUGCAGGGGCUGCAUGUUGGGCCUAACACCUCAGCAGCAGGACAACGCCGUCAGAGCAGAGUCCGGCCAAGACUACAAGCUGCUUGACCGCCCGUCCUGCAAGAUCUGCCAUCUCAGGUCCUUGAAGCCCGAGGCUUUUACCAAGCCAUUCACUCAGUUCCUAACUGAGAAUCCCACUAUUUUCCACGCCGUAGAUUAUUUCAAGGAGAAGCUGGCUGCGGUUGGCUUCACCGAGCUGCCUGCUCGGGAUGACUGGUCGGGUCAAAUCAAGCCUGGCGGCAAGUACUUCGUCACGCGAAACGCUAGCACCAUCGCAGCGUUCGUCGUUGGCGAGGCCUACAAGCCUGGAAAUGGUGUGGCCAUUAUCGGCGGUCACAUAGACGCCUUGACUGCGAAGCUCAAACCCGUCAGCAAGAAGCCUGUAAAGGCUGGCUACUUGCAGUUGGGAGUUGCUCCCUACGCUGGAGCGCUCAACGAGACCUGGUGGGACAGGGACCUUUCCAUUGGUGGCCGUGUGAUUCUUCGUGACUCGGAGGCAGGUAAGACCACCAGCAAACUGGUCAAGUUGGACUGGCCAAUUGCAAAGAUCCCAACGCUAGCACCUCAUUUCGGGGUUGGAAUGAUAGGUGCGCAGAACAAGGAGACGCAGGCCGUCCCUGUGAUUGGGCUCGAGUCCUCCUCGCCAGAAGAGGUUCUUGGCGAGGCGGGCACAUUCAUAUCCUCCCAGCCGCCCAAGUUGGUCAAGCUCAUUGCUUCGGAGCUGGGUCUCAAGCCCCAGAACUACAGCAGCAUUAUCAACUGGGAGCUCGAGCUGUUUGACUUCCAACCUGCUACCGUUGCAGGUUUGGACAAGGAAUUCAUCUCUGCGGGUCGUAUUGAUGACAAGCUUUGUUCAUGGGCUGCCUUGACUGGUCUGCUAUACGGAGACCACGCGCCAUCUGAUGGCGGAAUCAAGCUUGUGGCUCUUUUCGACGACGAGGAGAUCGGAAGCUUGCUCCGACAGGGAGCUAAGGGUAACUUCCUGCCUUCGGUUAUUGAACGCACCGUUGAGUCACUGUCUUCCAGCGCUGGCAAGACUUUCGGGCCUGGUGUUCUCGGCCAGACCUAUGCACGCUCAUUUCUGGUAUCCUCCGACGUCACGCACGCCGCAAAUCCGAAUUUCCUUGAGCGUUAUGAGGCCGAUCAUCUUCCUCUGCUCAACGUGGGUGUGACGAUCUGCGCGGACAGCAAUGGACAUAUGACGACGGAUAGCAUCAGCACGGCCAUCUGCAGUCGUGUGGCGGAGCUGAGCGGCACCAAGAACCAGCGUUUCAUGAUCCGGAACGACUCCAGGUCAGGCGGCACUAUUGGUCCCAGUCUCAGCUCGAUGCUGGGUGUGAGGGCUGUUGAUGCGGGGCUGCCGCAACUCUCGAUGCAUUCCAUAAGGGCCACCACGGGCGCCUUGGACCCGGGUCUGGGUGUGAAGUGGUUCAGGGGCUUCCUGGACAACUGGGAGAAGAUCGACGCCGAAUGGGACCAUUGA
Diaporthe citri is the source of this 1623-nucleotide messenger RNA. RefSeq lists its product as uncharacterized. NCBI's taxonomy places the organism in Eukaryota, Fungi, Ascomycota, Sordariomycetes, Diaporthales, Diaporthaceae. The coding region runs from base 1 to 1623 and encodes 540 amino acids. The transcript has 3 exons. Gene Ontology annotation, molecular function: zinc ion binding; metalloaminopeptidase activity. Gene Ontology annotation, cellular component: fungal-type vacuole. Gene Ontology annotation, biological process: proteolysis. The record is from RefSeq and is a predicted model, not a curated record.